UUACGCCAAUACAAAAUGGGCGCUCACAGCUCAAAGGAGAAAUUAUCGCGCUCGUAUUCCGAGCGCUAUAUUCACAGUCAAAUGAUCGAACGCGAACGAUUUGGCAGCUUUGGCAAACGUGCCAAGAGCGUGACAAAAGGAGCUGCCAAAAAGCGGGAUGUGCGCAACUUGAGCAUAUCGCCCACGGAUCUGGGACCGCCGCCAAAGACUCAGCAGACCGCUAAGGGGCAAUCGUCGUGGAAUAAAUCCUUAACGCCAACACCAACAACUAUACAUAAACGUAUUUCAGUAGCAACAACAACAUCAACACCGACAGCGUCAGGCGGUACAUCCCUCAAACUCUUAACAAAAGCAUCGCAACAGAAAAGCGUCAAAAAUGCCCCAGGAAAUGCAACAAACAAUAAGAAAAAUACCACGAAAACUUUAUCCGCGGUGAUUGCAGAAGAAUCGCUACGUUCCGGUGUGGACCAAACGGAACUGCAGGAGCUGAAUGGACUUGGCCUGUACUUGUCCUCCGGCCAAACGCCGCGUGACUCCAAGCGCGUCUCCCUCAAUAAUGAGGUGGCCUGCGUUUGCGGCACGGUCAACAGCAGCUGCAGCUGCGUUGUCGAAAAGGCGCCCAAGGUGAAACGUUGCGGCAGCCACACCCCAGAGCCAGCAAAAGCCGCAGAGCCAAUUGACUGCAAGCUGGAACAGCAGCAGCAGCAGCAGGCGCAGCAGCAACAGCAGGAAGUGCAAUCACAAACAGAUGAACAGCUCCAGGAGGCAGCGAUUUGCAAUGAAACCCCAGCCACAAUAUCCAGUACAAAUGCGAGUCUUAAUGACUCCCAGAGCACAGCCACAUUGCAGCCCAGUAUGGUCAACAUGGCCAGCAAAUAUCCCGGGCUGAAGCAUUACUUGGAUAAUGGCUAUUUGAACUAUGAGCGUUUGGCCAAAUACUUCGAGGCGAAUAGCGAAUGGCAGAAGGAGAAGGAAAGCCAGACUGUGGGCCUCACCAUUGUCAUCCAAUUCAUGUGCAAGCAGAUGGAAAUUCUGAGCUGUCAGGAGAGCAAGGCGAAGAUUUCGCUGGAGGAGACAAUGGCGCUGCUACAGCAGACGCAACACAGCUGCGAAGAGCUGCGUCAGCAGCUGCGCGAGAAGGAAAUCGAGUGGUCACAGCGUCAACAGGAGUGGGAACAUUUGCAGUUCAAGGAAUUGCAGCAAGCACAUGAGAAGGUUCAGGAGGUGCAGCUGCUUGCCAAGGAGCGUUUCCGUGAGCUCGAGUCCCAGUUGGCGGCCAAGGAUGAGGAGAAGAAACAGGCGCUGCAAACGUAUCACCAGGAAAUCGCGCAUCAGCUGCGCCACAAGCAGCAGCAACUCACGGCUGCCGAACAGCAAGUGUUGCAGCUGCAGACACGCCUGCAGGAGCACGAAGCAGCGGAGCAGCAGCUGCGCGAGAAGCUGACACUCGCGGAGAACGUACACGCCCAACGCCUGUCCGAGGGCGCCAAGCGCGAGGAGGAGCUGGAGGAGCGCAUUAAGAAGAUUACCAAGGAGCUGCAAACGCUGCGCGCCAGCACCGAGCACAAUGAGCGCGAUUUGCGCGAUCGUCUCGCCUUGUCCGAGGACGAGAUCAGUGUGCUGCGCAGCUCAUCGCAGCGUCGUAGCCCGAGCAGGAGCAGCGGCCACGUCGACGGCAGCGUCGAACUGUGGCGCAGCGAGGCCGAGAGCCUGCGUCACGUCCUCGACAUGAAGCAGGAGAAGAUCGCCGAUCUGUCCAAGCAGAAUGGCGAGCUGAAGCGCGAGAACGAGGAGCAGCGCAGCAUGUGCAAUCGCCUGACCCUGCUUGAGUCGCAGAAUGAGAUGCUACGCACCGAGCUAGAGGCCAAAACCGAAAGGGAAAAAGAUAUUCAGCGUCAAAUGGAGGAGAUGCAAAAGGCCUUCAACUAUGAGAGCAUCAAACGCAAGCGCCUCACUUGCGACAAGGAGGAAUUGCAGUACCAUCUGAAGCAGCGCUCCGAGCAGCUGCAGCUGGUCCAAGCGCAACUGCAUGAGCUGUCUAGCAGCUCGCUUGAUAGUUCCCUCAAUCACCCGCACAGUCGUUGCAGUUCGUCACGCUCUGUCCUGGAGUCGAGCCACAAUUCAACCAACACAUCGCCGCCAGCGACGCCAGUCAUCAUGGGCGUCAUCAAGCGCAACGAUUCGGUUAGCUAUGUUCUCGAAAUGGACGAUGAGACACCACAGGUGGCCGCCUCGAAACUGGUGCGACGUGCCGGCUCGUUGCGCAGCACCAGCGAGCGCAGCCCCACUCAGCGUCGCCAGCUCUCGCAGAGCGCAAAUGCGGCCAGCAAUGGACAUGGCCAGAAUGGACACAGCCCUGGACCCAAUCCGCUGUCGCAAAGCAUGUCGGCCACAGCGGUGAUGCGCCCUCAUGGUCUGGAGGUGGAAUCACCACGCCCGCUUUGCCGUGCCCGCUCCCAAUCCGUUUGUACCAAAGUCACCUCCCAGCGCCAACAGUCACAGGAGCCGAAAGAAUUGGCACUGCCCGAUUGGCAUGCGGACGAGCUGUGCUCCAGUUCGCCGCAGAAAGUCUCGACCAAUGUUGAGAUGCGUGCACGCAGCAGCACCAUGAAGCUGAUGGGCUCUGUGGAUGCCUAUCCCAAGGCCCUGAAGAAAUUCCAGGAGAUACAGGAAUCAGCCGGCGAGGCCAUGGUUAGCGGCGCCAAUUCCGAAGAUGAAAGCUGCUCGGCCUCGUCCGAGGAUAUGCGCAGCUCGUCUGCAUCCAGCACAGCAUCUGCGGCAGGCUGCACGCUUUCCAAGCGCCAGAAGCAGCCUUCACGCAUGUCCAUCGAGGAGGCGUUAAUGCUCGAACAGAUCAACAGCCUGAAUGGCACGCCUAUGGAAGUCAGCUGGUCGGAGGAUGCAGCCGAUGCGGAUGCUGCUGCAUCACAUCCACUCGCAUGACAGGCAACCGUUGAGGACGAUGUGGGCUACGAGGAACGCGCCGUUAUCGAGCAAAUUGCCGAGGCAGCAGAAGAGGCUUACGAAAUGGACGCCGAUGCGCAGCAGGAGGAGCUAAUUGUGGGCGCCGACGAUGAGGAGGAUGAAGAUGAUUAUGAUGAUGAUAGCUUUUAAAGCGGGCGCGCAUAGAUUGUAGAACAAUUGGAUGGGCAACAAAACUAAAACUAAAACUAAAAUUAAAAUUAAACUAAAGCAAAGCUUGGCGCAAAACAAAGGACAAGAGAGAAGUCAAAAGAGAAGCAGAUGAUAAACAAGAAAAUAUUGAGAAAAGAAAGCUAGAGAUAAGCCUAAUAAUUUGCGAAUUGAAUUAUAUAAAGUUUCCUGUAAAUAAUUUCAUUAAGGAGCGCUUCAGUGGACGAGCUAUGAGGAGGGCAAACAAUAUAUAUGCAUAUAUAUAUUUAUAUGUAUAUCGAUUUUCAUAUACGGCUAUGAUAAGAGGGAAGAAUGGAAAAGAUUAGAGAUUUUAUGCACACACACACACACUCACAUAUAUACACUUAUACACACAGCAAGUGGAUCCGUCGCAGUCUCAAGAGAUCGAUAAAUGGGUUGAUAAAAUAAAACAAAAGAAAGGAAAAACCAGAGUGUUAGAUGUAGCACAUUUUAAGAGUACGAUCCGUAAAAAUCAAAAAAUCACUUGAAGAAAUUGAAUAAAAGAUUCGAUUUAUAGUAAUAUAACAGUAGUAUAACAGUAUGUCAGUAUAAUAGUAGAGCCGCUCUUUGAACUACUUCAAUUAAAAAUGUUUCGAACGCUGUCCGACUAAAGAUUAUAUUGCCCCACAACAAGGACAGGCGACAUCCGUUGAGGAUUAGGCAUUUAGCUCAAGCAGUAUAUGAAUAGAUUUGCAUUCAACUUAUUAACUAUAUAUACAAUAUACAUUUAUAACUAUACGUAUACAUACAUAUUAUGGUAUUCUAGCCUGAAAACAAAAGAAAAAAGCAACUCGAGAUAUCGUAUAUAUAUAUAUAUAUGAACGUAAAUGUUAUGCCCCACAAAAGAUAAAACCCAGAAAUCAACUUAUAUAAGUCUAGCCCACGUAUUUCCCAUUGAGCUCAAAGUUAAGUAACAAAAAUAAAUCACUUGAUGUCCUUAAUUUAUAAAAUUAAAGCCCACUAAAAUCUAAAAUUGU
Molecule: messenger RNA, 4130 nt
Organism: Drosophila hydei
Lineage: Eukaryota; Metazoa; Arthropoda; Insecta; Diptera; Drosophilidae
Gene: toc
Product: transcription factor SPT20 homolog
Exons: 8
Coding region: 16-2943 (975 amino acids)
Cellular component (GO): cytoplasm; nucleus
Molecular function (GO): microtubule binding
Source: RefSeq, a predicted model, not a curated record